This is a messenger RNA of Aplysia californica (California sea hare), 5725 nucleotides long. RefSeq names its product maternal embryonic leucine zipper kinase. The coding region runs from base 187 to 2586 and encodes 799 amino acids. The record is from RefSeq and is a predicted model, not a curated record. Gene Ontology annotation, cellular component: cytoplasm. Gene Ontology annotation, biological process: protein phosphorylation; microtubule cytoskeleton organization; intracellular signal transduction. Gene Ontology annotation, molecular function: protein serine/threonine kinase activity; ATP binding; tau-protein kinase activity. NCBI's taxonomy places the organism in Eukaryota, Metazoa, Mollusca, Gastropoda, Aplysiida, Aplysiidae. The transcript has 17 exons.
GACAGACAAGAAAUAGAAUGCUCAGUAGUCCUAUUGUGGUGUGUGCAUGACAGUGACAGGUUCCGGGGGCUGACGAGGCUGAGUCGAGGAUUGAAAGACAAGCAGAAAGUUCCUCAACUUGUUAGAGCCAGUUCAGCACUUGCUAAUAGUUGAAGUUAUGUGAAUUGAAGAAAUUCUGCCUCCAAGAUGUCUUUGUACCCUGAAUUAAAAGGUCUCUAUCACCUCAGAGAAACCAUUGGCUCAGGUGGUUUUGCCAAGGUGAAACUUGCCUAUCAUGCCUUGACAGGUGAAAAAGUUGCUGUGAAAAUCAUGGACAAGCGGCAACUUGGGCCUGAGCUACCAAGAGUCACCACAGAAAUUGCAGCCAUGAAAGAACUCUGUCAUCAUCAUAUAUGCAAGCUGUUUCAAGUAAUUGAGACAGAGACAAGGUUUUAUCUGAUCCUUGAGUACUGCCCAGAGGGGGAGCUCUUUGACUACAUAGUGUCCAAAGAUCGGCUUGAGGAAGAUGAAGCACGAAUUUUCUUCCGACAAAUAGUGGCUGCUGUGGCCUACAUACAUGAUGUUGGUUUUGCCCACCGUGAUUUAAAACCAGAAAAUCUGUUGCUCGAUGAAGAGCAAAAUAUCAAGCUGAUUGAUUUUGGGUUGUGUGCCAAGCCAAAGGGUGGUAUGAGUAGCUAUCUGGCCACAUUGUGUGGAAGCCCUGCAUAUGCUGCACCAGAGCUGAUUGCUGGCAAGCAGUAUCUUGGCUCUGAGGUUGACCAAUGGAGUAUGGGAGUGCUCCUGUAUGCGUUGCUAUGUGGAUUUCUACCCUUUGAUGAUGAAAAUAUUUCUCAACUGUACAAAAAGAUCAAGCAUGGGACGUACUCCUCUCCUGAGUGGCUGAGUGAGGAGAGCAAAGAGUUGAUAGCUCACCUGCUUCAAGUGGAUCCCAAACGUCGCAUCACCAUCCCAGAUUUGCUGCAGCACGAGUGGCUUACACACGGCUUCAACGUUCCAAUAGAGUGGCAAAGCAAAUACAAGAAAAAUCUGGAUGAUGACUGUGUCAUUGAAUUGUCUGUGCAUCAUGGGAAGAAAAGAGUGGACAUGGAGGAUGAGAUACAGGAGUGGAAAUAUGAUUACUUGACUGCCACAUAUUUCCUGCUGCUUGAGAAAAAGAGGAAAGGCAAACCUGUGAGGUUGUUGCUGAAACCUUCAAACAGAGAAGAUCGUUCUAGGUCUCGGCAUUACAGUUCAGAGGAAGACCUGGAGGGAGUUGACUUUGGAAGUUCUCCUUUCAUCCUGACACCUCAAAGCACCAGGGACAACAAGUUCUCGGCCUCCCACCCCGAGCGACCAAGGGCGAGGGAGAGACUGGACUUCAACAAUCCUGUGGAGACUGCGCAGCGGAGAGCUGGUCCCAGGGAGGAGGUCACUCCCAGCAAGAGUGAUAAGGAGAACUGUCCUAUCAAGAGAGGGACUGUUAUCUGUACUGGUGAUUUGAAAGAGAAGGGGGCUGAUCUCCCCGGUUCCAAAAACUGGAGAAACGAAGCUGGCAGAUCAUCCAGAAGUAGAGAACGGAAAAAUUUGAAUGAUGUUAAUAAUGGUCAUGUAUAUAAUGUAAAGACUGCUGAGCACCAUCGACAAAGUCAUGAGGAGAAAAGUUCUGAACAGAGAGCCUCCACUGCACCAAAAGAAGGAGUCAGUGGGAGAGGUACACCUUCAAGACAACCUCCAGCUUAUGUGAAAAAUUCUGCCCCACGAACUCCAAAGAGCUCCAGGACACCUGGAAGAAGAGAGACUGGAAUAGACUCCCAAAAAACUGAGGGGGACAGAAGCAAGAGUCGACCCCGGGAUGGCCAUUCAACUGCUGUGUCUUCAAGCCAGAGACAAAAGGAAGAGUUUGCUGUCCCACAUACUCCCAAGGCCCGGCCCACGCCUGCUAGGACUCCCAAACAUAAGCCGCAGUCCCUUAUGACACCCAAACAACCUCAAGUCAAGUCUAUGGAUGACUCUUUGUUUGCUACCCUGUUUGCAGUUGUCCGUGAAAAGUCGGGACUGAACAGUACGUUCUCGCCCUCACGUUCCUAUGACUCACAGCUGAACAACCUCAUAGAGGAUGAGACCUCUAAAGUCCCGAUGACAGAUGCUAACAAGGCAGCUUCAAGAUCAGUGGAUGAUGAACUUUACAGAAUGCACAUGGCAACCCCUGACAGUGGACAGCGGUCAAGGAAGGGUUCAGUUCUUGGCAGCAUCGAGCGAAUGUUCAACAUGCUUACCCCAAAGAGGAAAGGUUCCACAACCGAUGGACCUCGGAAAGCAAGGGCUUUGCACAAUGUCUGCCUGACCAAUGAACUCAGCCCUGACCAUGUUCUAGCCCAGCUCAAGGCCACGCUGCACCACAAGUGCAUCCCGUUCAAACAGAGCGACUACUCUAUUCGCUGCACCGUCAUGGAUGACUGGGGUCGCACCAAGCUGGCCUUUGACUUUGAGGUAUGUGCCUUACCCAAGACAGCUUACAUGGGGGUCCACCGGAAACGUGUCAAAGGAGAUGUCUGGUACUACAAGCGGUUGUGUGAGGAUGUUAUGAGGACUGCCGGCUACAUCUAAAGCCUCACCAGUGUCCAAAGAGAAAUACAUGGUUGUGACUGUGGAGGCGCACUUGGUGAAUUAUCUAAUACGUUACCUCAACCUUAUUUGUGUCGACAAUUGUAUGAACAAACACGCAUACACCCGCACGUGCGGACACACACUCACACUCACACGCAGACACACUGUUCUCAACUCUGUUCAUUUUAUGAUUCAGCAUUUUAGAAAACUUUUUAGCUUAGUCGAAUUUAUUAAUAAAUAUCCUAUUUUUCAAAAUGCCAAUGGCACCAUUAAAGUACAGCUUCCAUUAUAAAAAUGAGCGUAUAUUAGGCAGCUGUUCCAAUGUAAAUGCAUUUCAAAUUUAUAACAAUAGCUUGUUCACUUUCAUCUGAUCGCUUAAAAAAAAGUAUAUCUCAUUUUGCCAGUGUGCAUAAAACUUUGCAUGGGACUCCUAGGCCACUGUUCGAACAAAUAUAUAUAUUUGUCAAAAAUGUUUGAUCCAGUUAUAAAAGUUUCAGAGUUUCUUUAUUUGGGCCCGAUUAUGUUAAUAAGCACUGCCCUUUUAAGGUAUGUCCAUGUGAUCACAACAAUAAAUGAUUUACAGUAACCUGGCUUAUAAAUUGCUCAUUUUGAGACAUCAACAUCACCCUGCCCCCACAAUUCAGUGUAAGCUUGUCAUCUUUCUCCCAAGACCAUCUAGAUGUCUGUUAGAUAUUGUUUCAUACAUAGUGUUAUAGUGUGGUGUUCAUGAAAAUAUGUAAACUUUUCUGUUUUAAGUGUAAAACUCGUAUUAUUUUUUUAUACCCCCUUCAAGCUAACAUCAAAGAAAAUGUGUCGGAACCUUACUUUGCAGUGACCUUCAUUUAUGGGCUCUUAGAGUCUCUUGAUCAUCCAACUUUUAUAUCCACAUGCAAAGACCUAAGAAGAUUAAACAGCAAUUUGUAUUUAUAUUGUUUUAAUGGCAGACAAAAGUGGACGAGCUAUAUUAGAACCAUAGCAAAAUAUUUGGGGACCAAUUUGGCAUAUUCAAUAUGCUUGCUUCAAGAUGCCCUUAUAUACUUAAUGGAGAACAUGUCAAUAUUGUUAAGACACUUCCUGUGUGGUCUUUUGUUUUUAUAUAUAUUUCUAAAGUGCAGUUUUACUUUUUAGCAUGUUUAUCUUCAGAAGUUUAGAAAUUGAUAUUUAGAAGUAGUGAUGUUGAUUUCUUUUUUUCCCCAUCUAUUUAAUAGGGCUCAUUAUUACAUGAUCCGAGAUUAUGAAAAUCCAUAGUUUAAAGCUAGGUUUAAAAAAACAAACAACUAUGUUUGUGUCAGAAUAAAGUCAUAGAUUUGAUUGAAAAGUCACAUAUAUAUACCACUGAAUUCUCAAAGGUAUUCUGCUAAUCUUGGAAACUGAACAAUCGUGCUGAAUUAUGGUGGGAACCCCCUUAUGAUGUCCAGCUAUCUCUAUGGCCCUGAAAAUCUAGUGUACACAGGAAGGAUUCUCAUUGGUAGAAAUUCUAGAUUUGUCAAGUUUUUAGAAUCUUGAAAGAGAAGGAUACAAGUGCUCAAGCACCAAAAGUUUAUGGGAUUCAGAUCUUUUCUGCUGCCUUAUACAUAAUAUGUACUAGACUAAAGACUUGUGUCAGUUCUUGAUUGUUCUCUUUCACUGUUUGAUUUUUCUUUCUGGUGCCAUUUGUUCUAUUUUCUGUAUACUGAGAUUAUGUCUUGGGCGAGUACAAAAUGUAUGAGCAGUGUAGCUCAAUAGGUUUGCACAAACAAGUAUAUGUAUGAUCUGACACUUUUGUUAAGUGGAUGGAUGGAUGGUUGGUCCUACUUUUUUUCUCUACCUGCUUUUGUCUGUCUGUCUAUCUUGCUCUUUUCAAGCUCUAAAUGAUAAUUUUUGCGCUGGUUUCCUCUCUCUGUACACAUUUACUCUUUUGUUGAUGGAAUUGUUUGAAACAGGCAGUAAUUUUUCACUUGUGCUCAUGUAAAGCAUGAGGCAACAUGGUGGGCUUUCUGCUGUUAUAGCACAAAUCACCACAUUAUAUCAGUGAUGCAUCUAUCUACUAUCUAUUCCAGUACCGUACUUGAUUUUUAGGGCAGGUGAUUGGAAGGUGCCACUGGUGGAUCCUAUUUCUUUUCUUUCCAUCUCUCGUGUCUGUCUGUCUUUCUUCUUCCCCCACAUAAAACAGCUAUUAUUGUAUACAUACUGAUAUGCUUCUUUUUGCUUUAACUGACUUAAGUAAAUAUGUAUAGAUAUAGACCAUGGAGCUAAAAAACAAAGAAGAUACCUACAAAUACAUUUUUCAUCUCACUCUUGUACUUAUACUUUUCUUUUCUUUAAAAAAGAAUUACUUAGGAACAGAAAGAAACCCAACUUUUGACUCUUUUCACAUUUUCUAUGUGUGUUGUUAUUCCUCCUCGACGUUGUCAUGGAGAGAAUUUUUUUUAAAAAAAAAUCAAAGCAACGAACAUAACAUAAUAAAAAUGUGUACUAAACGUGCCUUUAUCAUUAUGUUCCAUGAUGUACGUUGUAAUGAAUGUUUUUAAAAAAUGUUUUUGCUUUUGUUUCAUGAGGUAUCUUGGUAGUCAGCUUAGUCAUUAUUGAUAGUUUUUUGUUUUUCUUUUGUGUGUGUGUGGCCAAAUGUUAUAAUAGAACAUGUAUUCUUAUCUUAGUGUAUAUGUCCCCAUGCAAAGGGGUAAAAAUGUUGAGGAAAGAUGAUUAUUCUUUUUACUCCUUGUUUCUGCUUUGGUUAUAGGCAGUUUCUUGUCUCAAGGAUUGUUAAAAAAAAAGAAAUCCAUUGCAGUUAGAAAUACGAUGGUGUUUAGGUGUUUUUUUUGGUUUUUUAAAACAGGUGUUGAGAGAUCAAAAGUGUAUUGUGCACCAAUGACUUACACAAAAUUAAACACUAUGCUUUGAUUAUAUGAAAUGGAUAUAUAUAUGAUUUAAUUUAAUGUUAUAAUAUUUCACAAGUACCUCGGAUGCUUCAUAAUAUUGUUGUGCAGCUAGCAAUCUAUGAUACUGUUGAAGGAAGGCUACUUCUAUUUAAAAGCAGCAAUAUUUACAGCAUAAGAUCUUUCAUGUAAUAAUUGUAUAGUGUUUCUCCACUCACAUUUAGUGACCAAAAAUUUGUACUAACCAUUUUCGCAUGUAAAUAAAUUAUGUACUUAAUCGAGAA